Messenger RNA from Letharia columbiana, 828 nucleotides. RefSeq lists its product as uncharacterized. The record is from RefSeq and is a predicted model, not a curated record. Gene Ontology annotation, biological process: proteasome-mediated ubiquitin-dependent protein catabolic process. Gene Ontology annotation, cellular component: nucleus; cytosol; proteasome regulatory particle. NCBI's taxonomy places the organism in Eukaryota, Fungi, Ascomycota, Lecanoromycetes, Lecanorales, Parmeliaceae. The transcript has 2 exons. The coding region runs from base 1 to 828 and encodes 275 amino acids.
AUGUCCACCACCGAGCUGAGCACCACGCUCACUCAGCUCCAAUCCUCACCCCCCCCUUCGUCACAGAAGAUCGCCUCCCUCCUCUCGACCGCCAAACGACAACUCCUCCACCUCGACGCCCUCCUGCCCGCCCCGAGCACAUCGCCACACCUCCUGCACCUCGCCCGCACGACGCUCGAAACCGGCGCGCUGUUCUCCAUCCGCCUCCAAGAUCCCGACGCCUUCACGCGCUACUUCCAGCAGCUCCUCCCCUUCUACGAGCUCCCGCCCUCGAGCUUCAAGCCCGCCGGGGACGGCCAGCGCAGCAAAGUGACGGGCCUGUACCUCCUGCUCCUGCUGACCAAGGGGGACUACGCCGGCUUCCACACGGUGCUGGAGGGGCUGGAGGUGGAGAUGGGCGGGAGGGCGGGUGCGGGACUCGAGGAGGACAGGUUCAUCGGGUAUCCGGUCAAGUUGGAACGGUGGCUGAUGGAGGGGAGCUACGAUCGCGUGUGGGGAGCGACGAAGCGGGAAGGGGUGCCGGGGGAGGAGUUUGGGGUGUUCAGCGAGGUCCUCGUCGGCACUAUCCGCUCGGAGAUCGCAUCGUGCUCGGAAAAAGCUUACCCGUCCCUUCCCAUCGCCAACGCGAAGAAUCUGCUUUUUCUGGAGAGCGAAGGCAGCGUGGUGGAGUUUGCCCGGGGCAGGGACUGGGUGGUGCAGGAUGGGCGGAUAUACUUCCCGUUGCAGCAGGGAGAGGGUGUGAGGAGUGAGAAGGAGAUCCUGGUGGCGAGCGGACAGGUCAUUGAGAACGCGAUCGGCUAUGCUAGGGAGCUGGAGACUAUCGUCUAG